This is a messenger RNA of Capsicum annuum, 1143 nucleotides long. RefSeq lists its product as uncharacterized. Lineage: Eukaryota; Viridiplantae; Streptophyta; Magnoliopsida; Solanales; Solanaceae. The record is from RefSeq and is a predicted model, not a curated record. The transcript has 2 exons. The coding region runs from base 1 to 975 and encodes 324 amino acids.
AUGGGGGGCAUUUACAUUUUGUUUAUGUUGAAUUGUUAUGGGGGGCAUUUACAUUUUGUUUCUGCAUUGGAAGUGCUCAUAAAACAACAGGGACAGGACAAGCUGGAGAGCAUAGCAUUACUAUGGUUUCUCCAAUUUAGAGGAUUCAUUAUGUUAAGGGGUCCUUUGGUGCCAACAGUUCUAAAACCAAAAGAAGAACGAAAACCAAACUGUGAUGGUCCUGGUGCAGCUUGUUACGAUCCUCGUUUUAUAGGUGGAGAUGGGAUUGUUUUCUACUUCCAUGGCAAAAAAGAUGAGCAUUUCAGCCUAAUUUCGGAUGUCACUGUUCAAAUAAAUGCUCGUUUCAUUGGCCUUCGUCCUGCAGGCAGGGCGCGGGAUUUUACAUGGAUCCAAGCUUUAGGUCUCAUGUUUGGCUCACAUAACUUCACACUUGAAGCAACCAAGGCAGAAAAUUGGGAUCAAGAAGUUGAUCACUUGAAAUGCACUUAUGACGGGAUGAGCUUUAGUGUUCUAAUAGGCCAUUCAUCGGUAUGGAGUUCCCCAGACCAAAACCUUGAACUCGAAAGGACCUCAGCAACAAAUAGUGUAAGAGUUACAAUUCAAGAAAUAGUGGAAAUCUCAGCCAAUGUUGUACCCGUGACAGGAAAAGAGGACGCGAUCCAUAGUUAUGGUAGACCUAAAAAUGAUAGCUUUGCUCACUUAGAAGUGCAAUUCAGGUUCUUUGAUUUGUCCCCAAAAGUCGAAGGCAUUCUUGGCAGGACUUACCAGCCAAGUUUCAAGAAUCCAGCCAAGGCAGGUGUCGAUAUGGCAGUUGUUGGUGGUGAUAACAAGUACAAGACUAGUUCACUUCUAUCAGCUGACUGCAACUCCUGUUCUGUUUUCACUCCUGGAAAAAUGGUUGCUGGGAGAGCUUUGCCAAUGGACUUUGGUUCUCUUGAUUGUACUGGUGGAAAUGGAAUUGUCUGCAAGAAAUGAUCAUUUGAUCCUAGUAAUAACAUGUUCAAACAAAGGAAGCAAAGAAUAAUUCAAAUCCCUAUAGUCGCAGCUUGUAUCAGCAUUGUUUGUUCUCAAAUCUCAUGAAUCUGCCCUGUUUAUCUAUGUUAAAUCUUGUUUGCUUCUUUUAAAGGGAAAAGAAAAAUUGAA